Molecule: messenger RNA, 987 nt
Organism: Myotis lucifugus (little brown bat)
Lineage: Eukaryota; Metazoa; Chordata; Mammalia; Chiroptera; Vespertilionidae
Gene: KIFBP
Product: KIF1 binding protein
Exons: 5
Molecular function (GO): protein binding
Source: RefSeq, a predicted model, not a curated record
GCAGUGCCCGGACCUAUCAGGGGCCGUAAGUGAAGUGUCGUAAAGCAGAAAGGAAGGCGGGAGUCCCGAUUGGAAACAUUAGGGAAACCUGAGCAGCGGAGGCCGCGAUGGCGAACGGCGCGUGGGCCGAGAUUCGAGAGAAAUUCCAGGCCGCGCUGGCUCUGUCGCGGGUAGAACUGCAUAAAAACCCCGAGAAGGAGCCGUACAAGUCCAAGUACGGCGCCCGAGUUCUGCUGGAGGAGGUCAGAGCGCUGCUGGGCCCCGCGCCCGAGGACGAGGACGAGGACGAGCGGCCUCAGGCCGAGGACGACGUGGGCGCGGGGGACUCCGCCCCGGGGCUGCUGGCCGAGCUGGUGGCGGUCGAGGGGCCCGUGGCCCAGGGCGCCGUGAGGCUGGCGGUGAUUGAGUUCCACCUGGGGCUGAACCACCUCGACACGGAGGAGCUGUCGGCGGGGGAGGAGCACCUGAUGAAAUGCCUGCGGCUGGUGCGCAGGUACCGGCUGGCGCCCGAGUGCGUCUCGCUGUACAUCCAGGCGCAGAAUAAUCUGGGUAUCUUGUGGUCUGAAAGAGAAGAAAUUGAAACAGCACAAGCUUACUUAGACUCAUCAGAAGCACUAUAUCUUCAGUAUAUGAAAGAGAUUGGGAGUCCUCCUCUUGAUCCUACUGAGCAUUUUCUUCCUGAAGAAGAGAAACUUACUGAACAAGAGAGAUCAAAAAGAUUUGAGAAGGUUUAUACUCAUAACCUAUAUUACCUGGCUCAAGUCUACCAACAUAAGGAAGUGUUUGAGAAGGCUGCUCAUUAUUGCCACAGUACCCUAAAACGCCAGCUUGAGCACAAUGCCUACCAUCCUAUAGAGUGGGCUAUUAAUGCUGCUACCUUGUCACAAUUUUACAUCAAUAAGCAAUGCUUUAUGGAGGCCAGACACUGUUUAUCAGCUGCUAAUGUCAUUUUUGGUCAAACUGGAAAGAACCCAACCACAGAAGACA